Molecule: messenger RNA, 4644 nt
Organism: Salarias fasciatus (jewelled blenny)
Lineage: Eukaryota; Metazoa; Chordata; Actinopteri; Blenniiformes; Blenniidae
Product: vinculin
Exons: 21
Coding region: 1-3201 (1066 amino acids)
Biological process (GO): cell adhesion
Cellular component (GO): actin cytoskeleton
Molecular function (GO): actin filament binding; structural molecule activity
Source: RefSeq, a predicted model, not a curated record
AUGCCGGUGUUUCACACGAAGACGAUAGAAAGUAUCCUGGAGCCAGUGGCUCAGCAGAUAUCCCAUCUGGUGAUAAUGCACGAAGAAGGUGAAGUUGACGGGAAAGGUAUCCCGGAUCUGUCGGCGCCGGUCGCCGCCGUGCAGGCGGCGGUCAGCAACCUGGUCCGGGUGGGAAAGGAGACCGUGCAAACCACCGAGGACCAGAUCAUGAAAAGGGACAUGCCACCGGCUUUCAUCAAAGUGGAGAAUGCGUGCACGAAGCUGGUGCAGGCUGCCUCCAUGCUCAAAGCCGACCCAUACUCCGUUCCUGCUCGGGAUUAUCUCAUCGAUGGCUCUCGGGGCAUCCUUUCUGGAACCUCUGACCUGCUGCUGACCUUUGAUGAGGCUGAGGUCCGCAAAAUAAUCCGCGUGUGCAAAGGCAUCCUGGAGUAUCUGACGGUGGCCGAAGUGGUGGAGACCAUGGAGGACUUGAUCACGUACACAAAGAACCUGGGACCAGGCAUGACAAAGAUGGCCAAAAUGAUCGAUGAACGACAGCAGGAGCUCACACACCAGGAGCAUCGUGUGAUGCUGGUCAACUCCAUGAACACAGUCAAAGAGCUGCUGCCCAUCCUCAUCUCAGGUAUCAAGAUUUUCGUUACAACCAAGACGUCUGGCAGCCAGGGUGUGGAAGAGGCCCUAAAGAACCGUAACUUCACCUUUGAGAAGAUGAGCGCUGAGAUAAAUGAGAUCAUUAGAGUGCUGCAGCUCACAUCCUGGGACGAGGACGCGUGGGCCAACAAGGACACUGAGGCCAUGAAGAGGGCUCUGGGGCUGAUCGAUUCCAAGAUGGCUCAGGCAAAGAACUGGCUGAGGGAUCCAAAUGCCCAGCCAGGCGAUCCGGGCGAGCAGGCCAUCCGGCAGAUCCUCGACGAGGCCGGGAAAGUGGGUGAACUCUGCGCUGGGAAGGAGCGCCGAGACAUCCUGGGCACAUCCAAGACUCUGGGCCAGAUGACCGACCAGGUUUCUGAGAUGAGGGCCAGAGGUCAAGGAGCGUCCCCAGCUGCCAUGCAGAAGGCACAGCAGGUUUCUCAGGGCCUGGAUGUGCUCACAGGCAAGGUGGGAAAUGCUGCUCGUAAACUGGAGGCCAUGACAAACUCCAAACAGGUCAUCGCCAAAAGGAUUGAUGCUGCGCAGAACUGGCUGGCAGACCCCAACGGCGGCCCAGAGGGAGAGGAGAACAUCAAGGCCCUGCUCACCGAGGCCAAAAAGAUCGCAGACAUGUGCGAGGAUCCUAAAGAGAGAGAUGACAUAUUGCGCUCCAUUGGCGAGAUCGCUGCCAUGACGGCCAAGCUGUCCGAUCUCAGAAGACAGGGUAAAGGCGACACGCCUGAGGCCAGAGCUUUGGCCAAACAGAUCGCCACAGCUCUGCAGAACCUGCAGUCCAAGACCAACAAGGCGGUGGCCAACAGCAGGCCUGCGAAGGCAGCCGUCCACCUGGAAGGAAAGAUCGAACAGGCCCAGCGCUGGAUUGACAAUCCCACCGUGGAUGACAGCGGUGUGGGCCAGGCCGCCAUCCGUGGCCUGGUGGCCGAGGGCCGCCGGCUCGCCAACGCUCUGCCAGGCCCGGGCAGGCAGGAGCUGCUGGGGAAGUGCGAGCGGGUGGAGCAGCUCAUGGCCCAGCUGGCCGACCUGGCAGCCCGCGGCGAGGGGGACUCCCCUCAGGCACGCGCUGUGGCUCAGCAGCUCCAGGAGGCCCUGAAAGAGCUGAAGGGAAAGAUGCAAGAAGCGAUGACUCAGGAAGUGUCCGACAUCUUCAGCGACACCACCACCCCCAUCAAGUUACUGGCAGUGGCGGCCACCGCCCCGCUCGACGCCCCCAACCGAGACGAGGUCUUCGAGGAUAGAGCUGCCAACUUCGAGAACCACGCCAAUAAGCUUGGCACCACAGCAGAGAAGGCUGCCGCUGUUGGCACCGCUAACAAGAGCACAGUGGAGGGAAUCCAGGCUGCCGUCAAGUCAACGAGAGACUUAACACCGCAAGUGGUAUCAGCAGCUCGCAUUCUGUUAAGAAACCCUGGAAACCAAGCUGCGUAUGAGCAUUUCGAAACGAUGAAGAAUCAGUGGAUUGAUAAUGUGGAGAAGAUGACGGGUCUGGUAGAUGAGGCCAUAGAUACCAAAUCUCUGCUGGACGCCUCAGAGGAGGCGAUAAAGAAGGACCUGGAUAAGUGUCGGGUGGCUAUGGACAAUUACCAGCCUCAGAUGCUGGUAGCCGGCGCCACCAGCAUCGCCCGCAGAGCCAACCGCAUCCUGCUGGUGGCAAAACGAGAGGUGGAAAAUUCCGAGGACCCUAAAUUCAGAGAGAUGGUGAAGGCGGCGUCGGAUGAGCUGAGCCAGACGAUCUCGCCGAUGGUGAUGGACGCCAAGGCUGUGGCUGGGAACAUCCACGAUCAAAGUCGCCAUAAAGGCUUUCUGGAUUCUGGCUAUAAGAUCCUCAGUGCAGUUGCAAAAGUCAGGGAGGCCUUCCAGCCUCAAGAGCCAGACUUCCCUCCACCUCCUCCUGACCUGGACCAGCUGAAUCUGAACGACGAGGCAGCACCUCCCAAGCCUCCCCUCCCGGAGGGUGAGGUUCCUCCCCCCAGGCCUCCCCCGCCGGAGGAGAAGGAUGAGGAGUUCCCCGAGCAGAAGGCUGGUGACAUGGUCAACGAGCCCAUGAUGGUGGCCGCCCGGCAGCUUCACGACGAAGCCCGCAAAUGGUCCAGCAAAGGAAACGAUAUUAUCGGUGCUGCCAAGCGAAUGGCCCUGCUCAUGGCUGAGAUGUCCCGUCUGGUGCGUGGAGGCAGCGGAAACAAGCGCGCCCUCAUCCAGUGCGCCAAGGACAUCGCCAAGGCCUCUGAUGAAGUGACGCGGCUGGCCAAGGAGGUGGCCAAGCAGUGCACCGACAAACGUAUCCGGACCAACCUGCUCCAGGUGUGCGAGCGCAUUCCCACCAUCAGCACUCAGUUGAAGAUUCUGUCCACCGUCAAAGCCACCAUGUUGGGUCGCACCAACAUCAGCGAGGAAGAGUCGGAGCAGGCCACUGAGAUGUUGGUCCACAACGCUCAGAACCUGAUGCAGUCUGUGAAGGAGACGGUCCGAGAGGCCGAGGCAGCUUCCAUUAAGAUCCGGACAGACGCGGGUUUCACCCUCCACUGGGUCAGAAAGACCCCCUGGUACCAGUAAGAGAGGGGUUCAGACGGGCCCUCCGCCUCAUGCUGGUCCUGUCCGGCCGUCCAGGAGGACAUCCGGUGGACAGAUGCUUUAUCAGUGCCCCUCAUCCUAAUCCGGGCAGCGUCCCUCUAUUAGUCCCGUGUCCUGUCUGUAACAGUUGCUGUUCUGGUAGAAUGUAAACGAUGGGACUAUCAGUGCGGUUUAUGGUCGAGAGUAUGACUGGGAACCAUUUUCUUUUUCUAAAGUGUGUAAAAAAUGUGUUUGAAACCCCAGGAUUAUAUAUAUAUUGCCAUCAGGUAUGACUAUUGAUUACUUUUGGGUUUUCUUCUCGACACGGUUAAGUUUAAGUGAAACUCCCCCCUCCCCCAAGAUUUUUCUAUCUUUAUACUGAUAACUUUAUGAUUCACUUUCAUUAAGAUAAAAAGCACAUGAACUUGAGAAGGUGUUACAAGUACAGUAUAGGCCUAAAACCUGCACACGCAACAUAUAUUCAAUGCUAUUAUGUCUGUUUACACUAUUCUGUAUUAUAAGGAGUGAACGAGAAUCUCUGCUCUUUAUUUGACGCUGUAAUUCAGCCGUAGGAGUCUUCAUGUUUGUCAGAGUUCUGCCAAAGACUUUUAACCAUGAUCCUUAAAGUGUCUCUCCUUCCAGCAAGUUUCAGUUAAAGGGCUAGUUUCUAGUUGUGUAAUUAAAAACCUACUGAAAGUUCUGUCUAAAGCCAGCAAAAGCCUUUCAGUUUGCAUUUCACUCACUAGUUAUGUCGAACAUGUUGCGUUGAGAUUAUACCACCAGGCUCGUUCUACACUGACCUUUACAAGCCCAUCACUAAUUUUUUUCCCCCCGUAAGCGUCUGCUUAUGAGGAGGCUCGUCCUGCCUGCUGUUAUUUCUUCUUGUUAUGACUGUUUUUUUUUCCUGUAACUGUUAGUAAUAUAUGAAUUGCACGCGUCCUAUAAGUAGUCAAGGGAAUGACCAGGGCUGAGAGGUGGAGCACAGUGUGUACGGCUGGUGAGUCGCCUUCAUAGCCCCCCCAUUCGUCUCCACUUGUCUCGAUACACUAAAAAUAAACAGCCGCCGUCGCGUGGCAGCUGCAGAAGUGGCUUUGAAAUAUCUGAAGUCUCUCGUUGUGAAUGUUUCCGGAUGCCAACUGGUGUGCCUUGUGAACUAAAUUUUAUUUGUAAUCGAAAAAAGUCUUCUUUCAGGAUGUUUUGUAUCAUUUCAAUAAGACGUUUGCGCUGUUGGACUUCUUGGUGUACAUGGUUCUUCUUUCACGCUACACCCCAGUCAUGCCUUUUCCUUGUAGUCACAUUCUGCUCUGUGCAAACUAUUAAAAAGGAUUUUUUUUUUUUUUAUUAUCUGAAAAUUAUGCAAUUCCGUUGGGCUAAAGAUGGGCCUGAACAUCAUUUUGCUUGGGCAUUGUUCACAAUUUUGUAAUAAAGCAUUUUAUAGCACUUGGA